UGAUCGGACGCCUCGAGUUCGUCGGAGAGGGUUGCGCAAAGUGUACCGGCGGAGACAAGAGAAAGAGAAACAGACGGACGGAAGAUGUUCUUGUGAUUCGGUGGAAGGAAAGGAAGAAAAAAAGAUUAGUAAUCGAAUAAAAAACAAAGAGAAAAUUGUCAGUGAAGUCUCUUCCUCUCUCUCUCUCGCAUCGUGCUCGUCGUUUCGCGAGGAUCCGAGGAUCGGGCGGGGCGCUGCUGAUGAAAGGGGCCUCCGAGGGGCGGCAACAAAAACAGGCCGUUCGCGUUCGAGGGUGAGGAUGGACGGAGUGAGAGAUACGUAGAGAUAUAGAGGAAGAGCGAGAGGAAGGGCAAAGGGUGAAGUGCGAAGUGAGGUGCCGAGGUGGUGGAGAAGGAGAACGGGAGAGAGAGAGAGAGAGAGAGAGAGAGAGCUAGAGAAGGGAGGCGGGGCUCGGAGGGGGUAAGAGCAGCCGCGAGGGGGCGCAAGGCAGACGCAGCGAGAGAGGAUAUUGACAUUUUCGGCCGCGGGGACGCGCAUUCGUGAGGGUGGCCAAGAGGGGUACGGGAUAGUCGGCUCUCCGUCCGAUCCUGCAGUAUCCAUGGCUACGCCGUCGGCGAGGAUUUGGCGCAAAACACCGGAAAUACCGUGUGCAUGACUACGUUUACGACGGUGGAGCGCGUACAGAGAGAAAAACUGCGACGGCGAUCCUCGACGGCAUCGACCACUUCGGAGAUCGUCAUUCGCCAAUCGACGUGAUCAUGCCAGGGAGAAGCUGAUGAAUUUUGACGAUCGCAAUGAUGUGACAAUAAAGAUACCUCUUUCUAAUCUCGAUUAUCUCGGGGAAUCGUCCCUGUUAUACAGUGCUUCCCAAACUCAUACCAUAAAGAGAACACGAAGAUCGCAAAAACCACCGGAAACGGUAUUUCGAAACUGGUGCCAAAAGUCGACAGACAAGCCAAGUGAAGUUCGUAUAGUGUGUCAAAAAGAAUUCAAAAGAGACGUAUAACGAAGAAGACGUAUAACGAAGUCAAAGAAAUUACAAAAAAACAAUAACAGAGAGAAAGGAAGAGAAGAGAACGUAAAUAUACAUACAUAAAUAAGGGAUCGUUUGUCGUUGGAGAAAAAAAAAAAGUAACGACGGUGUAAUAUAACGAAUAAUAAACAAAAGACAAAGGUAAAUUUAAUAAAGAGAGAAAGAUCUGGAUAGAGAAUAAAAAAAGGAUAGGAUCGCGAGAAAGGUGUGGUAUUGAGUGGAGGUGGAGAGACGUGAAAGAGGAAUUAGAAAAGGAGCGAUAGAAUGGGCAACAAGCUGUCCUGCAGCUGCGCUCCUCUUAUCAGAAAGGCAUAUCGUUACGAGGAUUCCCCAUGGCAGACCGGAGCCAGGGGUGGAAUCGGCGGCGGUGGAGGGCGCAGGGGUGAUACUGGCCACUUGCUCAGGUGCGGAAGCUUAAGAGAGAGGAAGAGGCUAUGGGCCGAAGUUUUCCAUGUGAGUGCCAGUGGAGCCGGGACUGUUAAAUGGCAGCAGGUCUCGGAGGAUUUAGUUCCUGUUAACAUCACUUGUAUCCAAGACUCGCCGGAAUGUGUUUUCCACAUAACGGCAUACAACAGUCAGGUCGAUAAGAUUUUAGACGUGCGGUUGGUACAACCAGGUACGAGGAUCGGUCAAGCGUCUGACUGUUUUGUUUAUUGGAAGGAUACUAUGACAAACGAUACAUGGGGCUUGAAUUUUACUUCCCCCAUAGACGCUAAACAAUUUAGAGAAUGUUGCUCACCAUCGUUCAAGAUUUCAAGGAAAGCGUCCUCUUCUUACUCGUUGAAGCUCGAACCACCGAACAAGCAGAAAAUCAAGACGCGUCGAAAGCCAGUCUCUACUCCUGCAUCGCCUAGCAGAUCAAGAGAACCUCAGUGCACGUGUAUGCCCCCAGAACAGUUUGCCAGAUUACGAAAUCAAGACGCCAGAUAUCGAGGUUCUUGUGGUGCUUCGACGCUUCCAAGAACCAUGGCACGAUCAACUGAAAUGGAAAUGACACCAGGUCGUGAGAAAAUAACGGCAGCCACAUCGAGCGCGUCGUUGUACGAUAAUGUUAACAACGCGAAUGCAACGCCAGGAAAAACGCCCAAGGGUAGCGAGGCGAGUAAGCCGAAGGAGAAACAGAAUGAGACGUGUCAGACAACACCAAAGACCGCGAACGUUGGCAUUGGAACGGUCACUGUUGGAUCGCAGAUCGACAGUCCGGAAGAAAAAGGCUCGACGAUUUCACCGAAGAAGUCACAAAAGAAUCAAGACACAUCCACUCAACAGAACGGUACCGAAACUUUGAAAUCCGAGGGGACGCAAGCAGGUGGCACGCUUCAGAAUAAAACCUUACGAAAGGAGCAGCUUCAUCAAACGAGAUCGGUCGAUUACACAGAACUGGAGAUGCAGAACGGUAACAUCUUCAAUAUCGUGAAUAACAACAACACCGGAAGAAAAUUAAAGAGCAAGAGCACCGACGACAUGAGAAUCGAGAACGCACAGAAUGGCGGAAUCAGCUUAGAUUCUAAUACGCUGAAGAGAAUGUUGAAACCGAUGUCGAGCAUCGACAGUCCCGUGACGUCACCCGAAAUGACGAGAAAGAGGCAUAGUCAUCAUAACUAUCAUUAUCAUCCGAGUAAUAACAAUCAGAAGUAUGUUAUGCAGGAGGCAGAAAACGAGAAUUAUUCGCAUCCUUAUCGUGCACCGUAUAACAACAAGUUUCAAGCUUCUAGGAGCGUUCACGACAUGGGUCAACAAUAUCCUGGCGGUAGAGGCAGGACGUACAUAGAUUCGGAACGUAAUCGGUGCACAGGUGAUAUGUCUCCGCCUUCGGAUAACGUCAUUUUCGAUAAUCAAUGUUACGCCACAACACCGAGUUCUUCCAAUGGUAACUCGGAUAUGGAACAACCAAACCAUUGCAACUCUCGUCGUUGCAACAGCGGCCAGACAUAUCAACAGCAAAAUAUGCAGUCGGUUUCGACACCUGGGAGUCCUACCAGCAGGCUUCUUUUAGAGUACGAAAGACAUUUGAGAAAUACUCUGGCCAAGGGCAUGGAUGCUGAAAGUUAUAGUUUGCGUACAUUCGAGGCUUUGCUGACUCAGAGUAUGGAGAACCUGGAAUUGGCUGAGAACAUCCCUUUGAACGUUCAACGCACACCGCACGUUUCGCGAAGACGAUUGAGUUCGAACAAAUCAUCGACGUUACCGCUGUCGUAUCGUUAUUGUACCGAGAGACAAAACAGCAAAGAUCGAGAUGGCUAUUACAGCGAUCGAAACGAGAUAAUAAGGGAAAAGAGAGAACGAGAGGUGGAUCGUGAUCGCGGCUACCUCAGCGAUUACAAUUCUCGAUGCGCCAGCUGUAUCGGGGAAUCGGCACGUGCUCAGUGGUUUAGGCAUUCGGAUGGUUGGCAAUCCGGAAGUUCGACGCUCGGUUCAGGUGCAUCCAGUUCAAUAAAUCCAGGUUAUUCGAGUCAUAAAAGAGAAUCUCCAUGGGACUCAUUGCCCUCCUUGAGACACGAAGGGAGUCUCAACGAUAGCGGCUACAAGUCCAAUCGAACGGAUUCCUUGGAACAAAGAGGUACUUUUGACAGACAGGACAGCGUUCGUUCCGAUUAUAUGUCCGACAGAGAUGGUAGAUAUGGAAUCGUUCAACAAGCAUCCUUGGAGAGUACGGACUCGAGGCUUUGUUACUUGACGUCUUCGGAGAUGUCGGAUGACGAUAGAAUGUCUCUUACGACUGCAGUCAGCGACGACGACGAUGGUGAAAGCGUCAUAAAUUCGCCCUAUCGAGGAAAACAAACUGGAACUGCUGCGGCUUCGUUCAAUUGCACCGGUGCUGUUAGGAAAGCAGGUUUCCUCAGCGUGAAGAAAUGGUUGUUACGUAAGAAGCAUCAAAUUGAGCUUGCAAGGAAAAGAGGCUGGAAGGGUUACUGGGUCUGUCUGAAAGGGACCACGCUUCUUUUCUACCCUUGCGAUUCGCAAGAAAGUAGAGCCAUGGAAGCGGCACCUAAGCAUUUAAUUAUCGUCGAUGGUGCUAUUAUGCAGCCAAUUCCGGAGCACCCGAAGAGGGACUACAUAUUUUGCCUGAGCACCGCUUUCGGCGAUGCUUAUCUUUUUCAGGCGCCGUGUCAAGUAGAACUCGAAAACUGGGUGAAUAGCAUACAUUCUGCCUGUGCAGCCGCAUUCGCUCGUCAUCGUGGUAAGACCGGGACUUUACAUCUUCUUCAGGAGGAGAUCUUUCGUUUGGAGAAGGCGAUAGAAUCGGAUCACAAGAUGAAACACAUGGCCGAUCUUCAGCAAUCCGUCGUGUCCGACGUCGAGACGAAGCAGCAGAUCAACAAUCAAAUAGUACAGUGGGAAGAAAAUCUGGAACGCCUUCAUUGCGAGCAAUUCCGUUUAAGAUGUUAUAUGGCCAGUUUGCAGAGCGGGGAAUUACCUAAUCCGAAGAGUCUACUGACACACGUAUCUCGCGCGACGAAGCAGACGUUGAACAAAUUGGGUGUCUUCACCGUGUCGUCCUUCCAUGCAUUCAUUUGCGCACGAAGUCCCUCAUUAUUGAACAAUUUGUUAGCCGGCCGUGGCGCUACCAAGAGAAGACCACCACUUUUAUCUAGGUCGAACAGCGGAUCUAGCCGAAGGUCACUCCAAAUAUCCUCUAGAGACGAAGAGAAGACUGUAAAGGUGUCCGUGCCGGAUAAUCAGCUCGUUUCGGUUUUUCUACGCGAUGCUAUGACGGUAGAAGAAUUUUUAGCGAGCGCUUGUAACAGGAAGAAUCUCAAUCCGAUGGAGCACUUCGUGCGGGUGAAGAAACGACGUGACAUGGAGGACCAUAAUUAUUUUGUACCGCAUAGAACCGAUCUGAUCGAAACUUACUUGCAUACGCACGAGAUCGUUGAGGUCUGCGCAAAGAUCUUGUAUCAGGUGGAAUUGCAAAGAAACACUUUGGAACAAAUGUGGGGCUUCUCCGUGGAGGCCGAACUCAUCGAAAAUUCUGAUCGACAGGACGAGCUUUGCUGCUACGUUAGCAGAGUCGAAGAUAAAAGUGUGGCCAUGCAGAACGGCAUUAUUAAGGGCGAUGAGAUCAUGGUGAUCAACGGUGCGAUAGUAAGUGACUUGGAUAUGAUGUAUUUGGAAAGCGUUCUUCAAGAAGAAGUCGGUCUCUGUAUGAUGAUGAGAUCCUCGAGAACCGAACCACCGGAUCUUACCGGAAUCAUGAGAGUCACCGAUGACAUCAUCGAAAGUCUGGUUUGUCCUCCUCCACCUUCCGAUCCGCCAGUCAUAAGCGAGGAAAUGAUAUCCGGCCUGAUAGUACCAGCUCCCGGAUGGAGCAAAGAAAGUCUCAUGCAAGAGUGUACGACGACCUCGCACAUAGAAAAUGGUAAGCAAACGUCAAGAACGAAUUCUUUCGAGAUUGAAAAUUUAUUAAAAACGGCGGAACAAGUAACGGGUAUUUGCCGAUCGCCCGGUGAGACCAGGAAGUCGAGUCCCACCGGAAGCGUCGUGAGUUCUCAUUCGCAAGCGUUAACACCAAGUAGACAGCUGAGCGACGCUGAAAAACUAAAGAAAGUGAUAUUAGAACUGAUCGAGACUGAACGAACUUAUGUAAAGAAUUUAAACAAUUUGCUGGAAAACUAUUUAGAGCCCCUUAAACGCGAGACCUUCCUAUCGAAUGCCGAGAUAAAUGCACUUUUUGGAAAUAUUCAGGAGAUAGUCACGUUUCAACGACAGUUCCUGCAAAAUCUUGAUCACGCAAUUGAGAUGGAGGCGGACUUUAACAGCUUUGAUCAUCCUAGUCAAUUUAAGGGUGUUCUGUUUUCCAUUGGAAGUGCCUUCUUAUAUUACGUAAAUCACUUCAAGCUGUACAGCUCGUUUUGCGCCAGCCAUUCGAAGGCCCAAAAAGUUUUACAUCCAAACGAAGGAAAUCAAGCUUUACAAGAGUUUCUGCAAGCGAGAAAUCCGCGUCAGCAGCACUCGUCGACAUUGGAAUCGUACUUGAUAAAACCCAUUCAAAGAAUACUCAAGUAUCCGUUGCUUUUGCAACAACUUAGAAAUCUCACAGACGAGCGAAGCGAAGAGCAUCAACAUUUGAUAGAGGCCCUUAAAGGUAUGGAGAAAGUCGCGGAACAUAUUAACGAAAUGCAAAGGAUUCACGAGGAAUACGGAGCUAUUUUCGAUCAUCUCUUCAGGCAACAUCAAAAAUCCUGCAAACAGCCGAUCGAUUUGAGUCCUGGAGAUCUUUUGUAUUAUGGCGGCGUCGAGUGGCUAAAUAUUUCGGACUUUCUUGGAAAGAUAAAGAAAGGCUUGGAAUUGCACGCCAUGUGUUUCGUUUUCAAAUCCGCUGUCGUGUUCCUGUGUAAGGAGAGAUUAAGACAAAAGAAAAAGCUCAUGGGAGUUUCCACGAAAGCGAAUUCCAGCGAGGUAGAAAUAAUCCGCUAUCAAGUUUUGAUUCCUGUCACCGAAGUUCAAGUAAGAGCCAGUUCCGCGAAAGAUAUGGAAUCGCAUUUCCUAUGGGAAUUGAUACAUCUCAGAAGUCAAUUACAGAGAAGAUCGGAAAAAGUAUAUGUACUUUCCAACAGUACGACGGAAUUUAGAAACGCGUUCCUAAAAACGAUUCGACAAAUCAUACGAGAAUCGGUCCGAAAUAUGAGCAUUCCUUCGACGAAACAAAAUCUGAACCAACCACCGAUGACGAUCGCACCUCGAAUGUCGACCGGCCACGUAGAAAAAUUUGAAAAGCAAGCGGUUCAGGUACAAGGUCAAAACGGUAAUGGUAACACGAUAGUAACUACGGGAACGUUGUCGAAAAAAGCUAUAAAACAACAAUUGUUAAGCAAUUCGCACAAUGCCAAGCGAAAGUACAGUCAUUCUAAACAAUCUGUGGAGCAUGAGAGUUCGGAAGACAAGGAUAUGGAGGAACCAGUUAUAAGUCAACAACAGAUAAUCUUUCGUACGAGAAGCAAGACCAUAAGCGAUACUUCAGGCGAAGUAAAAGUUGAAAUGGACUCGGGGACAAAAUCGGAAGGGGAGGAAGACUCUCAAGCUUUUUUAGGCGAGAAGAAGACUAAUCUGGGCCGUACACCGAAUCAUUUAACACUGAGCACUACUUCGACCAUUUCCGCAGGAAGUACUGGCAGCCAAGCCAGGCUCAUUCAGUCUUCUCACCAGCCAGAGAAUUAUCAACCCAUUACAGUAAAAGAGCUUGGUUCGCCAAUUUGGAAGCCCCGAGAAUUACCGUCGCUCGGCGAGGCGACGACGUUACCAAGAAAGGGUAAGUCGGCCAGCGAGUUCACGGACAUGACCUCGAGCCACAGCGCCUCACGGAAAUCUCUCAUAGAGAUCAGCAAUUGUGCUCAACAAUCUAAUUUUAAUAAUCACGUUUAAGUUUCAAACGUCAGGGACUAACUCGUUAAAUAAAGUAUCCGUUAAGUUCGAAUUAUCGAACGAACGAUGACUCUACUAAUGCAUAAGGCCAGACGACGACAAGUAAAAGGGGUAGAAAGAAAAAGAAAGAGAAAGAGAGAGAGAGAGAACGAGAGCGAGGGGCUGAUAAUAAGAAAGGCUAAGAAACACACGUUAUCACCAAGGCUAAUUAGCGUGUGAUUUAAUUUAGAAAUCUCGCUCGCCGCCCACGCGGUACGCAUAAACGAAACGAAACGAAAACGAAAUCCGCUCCUCCUCCUCCUCCUC
Molecule: messenger RNA, 7702 nt
Organism: Vespula pensylvanica (western yellowjacket)
Lineage: Eukaryota; Metazoa; Arthropoda; Insecta; Hymenoptera; Vespidae
Gene: sif
Product: protein still life, isoforms C/SIF type 2
Exons: 30
Coding region: 1298-7396 (2032 amino acids)
Biological process (GO): activation of GTPase activity; positive regulation of axonogenesis; small GTPase-mediated signal transduction
Cellular component (GO): synapse; membrane
Molecular function (GO): guanyl-nucleotide exchange factor activity; protein binding
Source: RefSeq, a predicted model, not a curated record